Angiostrongylus costaricensis is the source of this 456-nucleotide messenger RNA. Lineage: Eukaryota; Metazoa; Nematoda; Chromadorea; Rhabditida; Metastrongylidae. The record is from the annotation of a GenBank genome assembly.
AUGCCAUCAGAGAGCAUCUUCGGAUUCCCAAAAUAUCCACCGUUUCGGCUAAACAGUCCUCGUUUUCCACAAGGCACCUUUUUAGGAAGAUACCUGCAUUAUCUUGACGUCAUUGAUCCCACUACACUAUUAGUAUCAGAUAAACGCUUGCAUGAGUGCGUUCAACUUCUGGAAAACUGGCAGAACGGUGAUCACACUUCUACCGAUAGGGAGCUAUGGCGAGCGCAGAAAAUCAAACAGGCCAUUCUGCAUCCUGACACCGGUGAAAAGGUGCUUCCUCCUUUCAGGAUGAGCGGAUUUGUACCUUUCGGCUGGAUAACAGUGACAGGUAUGCUGUUGCCGAACCCGAGCUGGCCCACUUUACUGUUCUGGCAAUGGUUGAAUCAGUCACACAAUGCCUGCGUGAACUAUGCGAACAGAAAUGCUACCCAGGUGCAGCACUUUUCCAAAAUAUGA